CAAUGUGUGUAUGUCUACUUACUGGUAGCCGAUUCUGCUGAUAAGAAGAUUUCAUUUGCCAUACCAAAUUUUAAUAGAUUCAGUACAGAAAUGGAACCGCUUCUAGUCACUUUGGCGCUGCUCGCUGCUGUAAUCGCACUGGUCUACAAAUAUUUGACCUGGCAUCAUGGUGUGUUUAAGCAAUUGGGCUUGGCUGGUCCGAAGCCGAAUAUAUUUUUGGGGAAUUUUCCAAGUGCGAUAACCGGCAAGCAACCACUUGUCUAUGACGUGGAUGAGAUUUAUAGCAAGUACAAAAAGACACAUCGUGUCAUUGGCGUCUUCUUGACGCGAAAUCCACAAAUUCUAAUUCUUGACCCAGAACUGGCUCAAGACGUUUUGGUGAAGAACUUUAGCAAGUUUCGCGGCAAUGUAGCGGCUAAUUGGAUUUAUGACAGAAAAGCAGACAAGCUAGCUGCGCAAAGUCCGUUCUUUACGAGCGAUGAUUCAUGGAAAACGAAGCGUGCCGAAGUUGUUACAGGAUUAAGCCAAAAUAAGCUUAAUUCGGCAUUUCCAAUUCUAAAAGGCUGUGCAGCGAAACUAUCUAAAUAUCUUGAAGCAAGAACUGAUCAGGGCAAUGCAGUCAUUGAAACCAAAAAUCUCGGCUUCUGCUUUACCUCGAACGUUUUGGGCGAAUUCCUCUGGGGCAUUGAGACGAAUACGCUUGCUAAACCAGAUGAACCGAAUAUUUAUCUUCAAACGCAAACCAAAUGGUUGCAAUUCAUUUUCAAUUCAAUGAACACUUAUUUUAAGUUAUUACCGUUACCUUGGCUCCGACCUUUCGCACAAAAGCGUUUGUUCUCGGAUGAAACCAAUCGAUUCUUCUCGCAGCUUACCAAGGAUGCGCUCGAGCUGCGAGCCAAAGAUGUAAAUAGUCAGAGCAGAGUUGAUUUCCUAAACCAUCUGCGGCAGCUGCAAGAAAAGAAGGGUCUAACACAUGACGAUAUGGUCGGCCAUAUAUUGACCACAAUGCUGGAUGGUUUCGAAACAUCGGCAACAGCGCUCUUCCACACACUCUUCUAUUUAGCGCAUCAUCCGGAGUAUCAGGAUAAGUUACGCGCUGAAAUAUUGGAGAAUCUCGAAGAGGAUGGUUUUGUUAGCUAUCAAAAACUGUGUAACCUUCCCUAUUUGGAUCAAUGUGUUAACGAAACCAUACGCCUUAUCACGGUCGUCUCCUUUUACGCCCGCAUCUGUACCGAACCCACGGAACUUGAUGUCGGCGAUGGCCAUAUAAUACCAAUACGUGUUGGCGAUGUGGUCAGUGUGCCCAUAUUUAGUUAUCACCAUAAUCCCGAUUACUUUCCGAAGCCAUUUGAAUUUUAUCCGGAGCGUUUCAACAACGGUGAACAUCUGGACUUAAUGAAAAGAGGCAUAUUCAUGCCAUUCGGUUGUGGACCGCGCAUAUGUGCGGGCAUGCAUUUUGCUAUGGUGGAGGUCAAAACAUGUCUCGUGGAAAUAUUCAAGUCUUAUCGCGUCAAAUGCUGUGCAAAAACUGUGCCUGAAACGCUACCCGCGUCACCUACCUUUAUAAUGGGAGUUGAUGGGGAGUUUUGGUUAGAGUAUGAGAAGCUAUAGGCAGUGAGAAAGGUGUUACUGUAAAUUUACAUUUAAGUAUAUACUUUUUACUUCUAAUAUUAAUAAUAACAAAUGAUUUUGAAAAAUAAGUUUUCUAAAAAAUAAAUUUCGAAUUUUUAAUUCUCAAACUACCAAAAAUAA
Messenger RNA from Zeugodacus cucurbitae (melon fly), 1752 nucleotides. RefSeq names its product probable cytochrome P450 309a1. Gene Ontology annotation, molecular function: oxidoreductase activity, acting on paired donors, with incorporation or reduction of molecular oxygen; heme binding; iron ion binding. NCBI's taxonomy places the organism in Eukaryota, Metazoa, Arthropoda, Insecta, Diptera, Tephritidae. The annotation marks the transcript as partial. The transcript is spliced from 8 exons. The record is from RefSeq and is a predicted model, not a curated record.